AUGACGACACUCACAAAAUCACGAUUAGAACAAGUUAAACAAGUUUUUAUUCAACGUAACAAGGAAAAGCAUGAUGAUGAAGAAUUACGUUUUAUUGCAGAAAUUAUUGAAAAAGUUAGUGAUGAAUAUCACUUAGAAUCACUAGUUACCAUUGAUUAUUUAAUAAAAAAGAAGAAUCGAAAUGAAAUGAUGCAUUAUUCACGAAAGAUCAAGAAAUAUGCAUUAUCAAGCAGUUCUGGUGAUUGGAACUUGGUCGAAUUUUUAUCAAACCAACCAGAAUUAGAAAAUCAUUUAUUCAUAAGCGAAGUAAAUGCAUUGAACGGUCCUUUUUUUUUUGCUUGUGUCAACGAUUGA
This is a messenger RNA of Rotaria sp. Silwood1, 354 nucleotides long. The record is from the annotation of a GenBank genome assembly. NCBI's taxonomy places the organism in Eukaryota, Metazoa, Rotifera, Eurotatoria, Philodinida, Philodinidae.